AGCUCUUCGACUGAAAUAAUCAGAUCAGCUGAUCUGACCUAGCAACAACACAACGUAGCUACAGAAGUCUGCAAGGGAGGGGGACUGAAGAACAAAACAAUGACACUGCUCGGAAGGACCCAAACACAGUAAGACUUUUAAAGGACUUUUAAAACGUAAUUGCGUGGAUUUCCUUCCGGGCUUAAAGCCAAAACCCUCCCUGGUUAUCAGCGGUUCUCUCACCGGCUAUUUUUUUAUUUAUUUGUACUUAUGCCUCUUCAGUUCAGUUGACAAACAGGAGGCUAGCUGCUUGUUUGGACGGCUGUGAGGCGUUAGCGUCUGCUGCUUCUGUUUGGGGGGGAAAGUUCACGCACACUUACCGCUAAAUCAAGCUAGCUGGAAGCCGAAUUAUGGCCAAAUCAUAAAAAUAGAAUUUUAUAAAUUAGCUUCCUAGGCUCAGUUUAUUUUGCUAGCUAGCCUGUUGUUAGCAUCAACACUUACACAUUUAUUUAUCUCAGGAAAAGCUCCCAGUUGACACUGUCUGUUUCCCCAUAUGUGAUAUUUAAUACGUUUAGCACUUAUUCUAUUUAGUCAGAAAAAUAAAGUCGACAAAGUCAAUUGCGUGUACAUAUAUUUCGGGGAUGUUUUUUUUAAGAAAAGACCAUUAACGGCAACUUUGUUGCACCAGAAAGCUAGUUUAGCUUAUCUGUUAGCAUUACCUGCAGCUCCAUAACUAAAAAAUUAAAAUUGGGAAAUCACGUUCAACAGUUUGUGCGGCUAAACCCGUCCACCAUGCAGCUGUCUUAAUUUUAUUUAUUGACAUUGCAUCAUUUUAGUUCAGUAUUACUUCAUGUGCAUCUCACUUUAACUGCUUUUGGGAACUAGCAGGUGCUUCUGUCAAAGCUGUCCCAGUAAGCAAAUAAUCUGACCUGACGAUCAACUUCUAAAAAAAACAAAAAAAACAAUGAGCGGGCAUGGCUCAUCAUCUGAAAAGGGAGUCAAUACGAGUUUAAUAUGUCAAGAGAAUUAUUCCUGCGGCGGCUCCGAAGAGGCUGCGUUCGAGUGUGACGGCUGCAAAACCCUUCAGUGUGUCAGGUGUGAGCUGGAGCUCCACCGUCAGGAGCACCUGAGGAACCACGAUCGGGUCCCAGUGGGUCCAGGCCACGUUCCCUACUGUGACAACUGCAAAGGAGGGAGCGGCGACGGGACCAAGCGCCACAGGUCCGUGGUCCGCUGCCAGAACUGCAAGGUGAAUCUGUGUCAGGACUGUCAGAAACGCACCCACAGCGGAAGCAGCAAGAAAAAACACCAGCUCACCUCCUAUCCCCCGCCACCGCCCAAGCCCGCCGAAGGGAACCCUACGAGGACGUCCGUCCAGAACGCGGACGUGCCUCAGCCGUGCGAGAGGACGAGGCUGCUGGAGAAGGUGUCGAGCUUUCUCCUCGUCGACGAGAAUGAAGAAAUGCAGAUAAAAGAUGAAGCCUCGUUCGUGAGGUCCCUUGGCUGCAGUCCCAACCAGCUGCUGAAGGUGGUCUCCAUCUUCGGCAACACCGGCGAGGGCAAAUCCCACACGCUGAAUCACACCUUCUUCACGGGCAGAGAAGUCUUCCAAACCUCCCCCACGCAGGAGUCGUGCACAGUGGGCGUAUGGGCAGCGUUUGACCCCAUCCACACGAUUGUGGUCAUCGACACGGAGGGGCUGCUUGGCAACAGCUCCAAACAGGGUCAGAGGACUCGUCUGUUGCUCAAGGUCCUCGCCAUCUCGGACCUCCUCAUCUACCGCACCCACGCCGACCGCCUCCAUGACGACCUUUUCAAGUUUCUGGGUGAUGCGUCCGACGCCUAUCUGAAGCAUUUCACCAAGGAGCUAAAAGCCACGACGGCCCGCUGUGGUCUGGAUGUCCCUCUGUCCACCCUGGGCCCAGCGGUGGUCAUCUUCCAUGAAACUGUGCACACCAAGCUCCUGGGUUCAGAUAAAGCAUCGGAGUCUGUGGAUCGGCUGCUCUUGGAGCGCUUUAGGAAGCUUUCCCGAUUUCCAGAAGCCUUCAGCUCCGUCCAGUAUUGGGGCACGCAGACUCUCAGUCCGCCUACCGAUUUCCGCGGCUUGCAGAGUAAACUGGAGCAGCUCCUGGAUAACAAUGCCACCCGCUCCCCUCGUACCCCAGGCGUCAUCUUCAAAGCCCUGCAGGCAUUGAGUGAGCGCUUUAACGGGGAAAUCACUGGUGAGGUUGCAGCACACAGCUGCUUCUUUCCUGAUGAGUACUUCACCUGUUCCAGCUUCUGCCUCAGUUGUGGAUCUGGCUGCAAAAACAGCAUGAACCACUUACAAGAAGGAUCGUACCAUGAGGCGAAGCAACGCUGCCGUUACUCUGCUCAGUAUGAUAAUCGCAUUUACACGUGUAAGGCUUGUUAUGAAGGAGGGAAGGAAGUGAUAGUUGUCCCGAAGACGUCUGCUUCCUCAGACUCCCCAUGGAUGGGCCUUGCCAGAUACGCCUGGUCUGGGUAUGUUAUUGAAUGUCCAAACUGUGGAGUGAUCUACCGAAGCCGCCAGUACUGGUAUGGCAACCAGGAUCCUGUGGAUACAGUCGUCCGCACUGAGAUCCAGCAUGUUUGGCCUGGGUCUGAUGGCUUUUUAAAGGACAACAACAAUGCUGCACAGCGGCUUCUCGAUGGCGUCAAUCUAGUGGCUCAGUCGGUAUCGGAGCUCAGCGUGAAGCCUGCUAAGGCCGUCACCUCUUGGCUGACAGAUCAGAUCGCCCCGGCCUACUGGAAACCCAACUCCCUCAUCAUGAUGUGCCACAAGUGUCACACAGUCUUCCAGGGUAACGACACCAAGCAUCACUGCCGUGCCUGCGGGGAGGGCUUCUGUGACGGCUGCUCCUCCAAAGCUGCGCCCGUCCCUGAGAGAGGCUGGGGUCCUGCCCCUGUCAGAGUCUGUGACGUCUGCUUCGAGCAGAGGGCUUCGUAUGCAGAGAUACUUGCGUCAGAGCUUGAGGAGGAAGAAGGAGGAACUCUGGCCAGGAAGGUUGGAGAGGCUGUCACCAACACCAUCGGAGUCGUGGCUACUGCUAUUGACUUCCCACUGGGCCUAGUGAAGGACGCAGCCCGUCCCGCCUAUUGGGUGCCUGACCAGGACAUCCUGUCGUGCCACAACUGCCAGCGUGAGUUCACUGCCAAGCUGUCCAAGCACCACUGCCGCGCCUGCGGCCAAGGAGUCUGUGACGAGUGCUCCCCGCAGCGUCGAGCGGUCCCUUCCCGGGGCUGGGACCACCCCGUACGCGUGUGCAGCGGCUGCAACCAGAAGCUGGGAGAACUCUGAUAUGGUUACUCUUUCCCUCCUCUGAGCUCCGGAUCGGCAGCGUUCACUCAGAUGGCAGUCCGUCCCCGCUCAGGUGUACCCCCUGCUACUCUAAUGGAUUGGUUUUGCAUAAAUGGAAAGGGAAACGUAGGGAAUGCUUAAAUAUUUUAGCAGAUUUUGGAUUCAGAGUUGCCGUGGCCUUUUUAGAACACACAGAACAUGGGGGGGGGGGGGG
This is a messenger RNA of Fundulus heteroclitus (mummichog), 3512 nucleotides long. RefSeq names its product zinc finger FYVE domain-containing protein 1. Gene Ontology annotation, molecular function: zinc ion binding. The record is from RefSeq and is a predicted model, not a curated record. Lineage: Eukaryota; Metazoa; Chordata; Actinopteri; Cyprinodontiformes; Fundulidae. The transcript is spliced from 11 exons. The coding region runs from base 944 to 3298 and encodes 784 amino acids.